This is a messenger RNA of Acaromyces ingoldii, 1061 nucleotides long. RefSeq lists its product as hypothetical. The record is from RefSeq and is a predicted model, not a curated record. Gene Ontology annotation, cellular component: ribosome. NCBI's taxonomy places the organism in Eukaryota, Fungi, Basidiomycota, Exobasidiomycetes, Exobasidiales, Cryptobasidiaceae. Bases 1 to 1020 code for a protein of 339 amino acids. The transcript has 3 exons. Gene Ontology annotation, biological process: translation. Gene Ontology annotation, molecular function: structural constituent of ribosome.
AUGGCAUUGAUGCGACCGCGGUCCGCCUUCAAUUUGGGCAGCCUCGCCUCGAGCCUGGCGUCGACGUCGUAUGCCUCCUCGGCAGGCGCCCCGACGCAGACGGCGGCCGUGUCAUCUUCGGUUGCUGGUGCCGCCGCCGUGGUGGCCGCCGCUGGCUUCCACAGCAGCAGCGCAGUCAGCGAGACGAAGAGGAAAAAGGUGUCGCGGAUGCGGCGAAAGGCCAACGAGGAGAAGCAGGAGCUCAAGGCGCUGAUCUGGGAGCGCACCAAGCCGGACCCCGUGCUGGGCCACCAGACGAAUGACCAGGGCGAGGAGCUGUGGAGGUCGAGCGAGCUGGCCAGCCUGAUUCUCAGCAAGGACGAGGUGUGGGGCUACAAGGAGGACCGGAGAGGGAACUUGGUCCCGGUCGAGGCCCGCGGUGACGCCGGCGACGAGGGCCAGCCGAGCCGGAAGCUCAACUUUGGCCUGACGCAGGACGACGCCGAGCUGCUCUUCAAGGACCUGCCCACUGUCAUGGUCGACGAUGGCAUCCUCGACUCGAGGCACAUCCACCGAAAGGACCCCGAGGGCCUCGAGAUCCUCUCCGACGAGCUCAACGCUCACACGAGCAUCGAGACCGAAAAGGCCGGCGUCCUGGCCCGCGUGCUGGACCUACAAAAUGCCAGCGGCAAGGGCAUCCAAGUCGAAAACAUUCGCCGGAUCACCAACCACUUUGGCGCUCGAAGCGCAGACGAGGCUGGCGAAAAGGGCCUAGAUACCGGCAGUCCCGAGGUGCAAGCGGCCGUGCUGACAUACAGGAUACGGAAUCUGCACGAGCAUCUCGAGACUGGUGCGCGCCACGACAACCAGAACAGGCGCUCGAUGACGAUGCUGGUACACAAGCGCGCCAAGCUGCUCAAGUACCUCCGGCGCACGUCGCCGGCGCGCUACGAGGCCAUCCUCCCGCGGCUUGGCCUUGAGCCGCGCGCAGUCGAGGGCGAGAUCGUCGUGGGCGGCAAGCCACGGAUGAGGAUGAUGUAGCUCGUCCCCUGCUUCUCCCUUCAAUUCAAUGCAAUGUCACU